Cryptomeria japonica (Japanese cedar) is the source of this 1811-nucleotide messenger RNA. RefSeq names its product U1 snRNP-associated protein usp106. Gene Ontology annotation, cellular component: U1 snRNP; U2-type prespliceosome. The transcript is spliced from 14 exons. Gene Ontology annotation, molecular function: mRNA binding. Gene Ontology annotation, biological process: mRNA splice site recognition. Bases 231 to 1481 code for a protein of 416 amino acids. The record is from RefSeq and is a predicted model, not a curated record. Lineage: Eukaryota; Viridiplantae; Streptophyta; Pinopsida; Cupressales; Cupressaceae.
UUAAACGACUACUUUGCUGUCAAUUGUCACUGUUGAAAUUUUUAAUGUGGAAGGUUCUAAUACCGAAUGUAGAUGGAAUGAUGCAGCUCACUGAAGCUCACAUUUCUUGUCACAUAUACUUAUAAAUUAUUAUCUUUCGAGUGCAAUAAAUAAAACCCUGGGCUAAAUUAUGUUGUUUGCAGGGCCUUAGGCAAACCUUGGAAAAAUUGUGAUUUCUUGGAUUGUACAGAAUGGAUUCGCUUCGAAAGCAAUUGGAUGCUUUAAUGGGCGCCAAUCGCAACGGAGAUGUUACAGAAGUGAAACGCAAGUAUUAUGAUCGAGAUGUUUGCCGUCUAUUUUUGGCCGGGCUUUGCCCUCACGACCUUUUUCAAUUGACGAAAAUGGAUUUGGGUGCUUGCUCAAAAAUCCACUCCUUACAGCUGCGAAAGGAAUAUGAAGACGCUAAGGCAAAAGGUAAAGAUAAUUAUGACAGAGAAAUGGAGGAUGUUCUCGAGAGGCAUAUUGGUGAAUGUGAAAGGAAAAUUACAAGAGCUAUCAGACGUCUUGAGGAUGAUGAUGCCAAGGCCGCAACUGCAAUCUCUGUGUCUGAAGUUACAAAGUCAACUGAGGUGGAAGAUUUCACAAAACAAAUAAAACAAAAGCUCAAAGAAGCAGAAUAUCUGGAUCUGGAGGGGAGAAGCGAUGAUAAGAUUAGAAUUAUGGAGGUAGUUGAGGAAUUAAGAGCAAAACGAGCAGAUAAGCAGGCUAUGCUUCUUUUAGAAGCUUUUAAUAAAGAUAGAGCAUCAAUGCCACAGCCAGUCCAGACUACACCUCUGCUUGCUCCUUUGCCACUUACUGUAAUCACUGAUGCACGAACCCAAGAAAUGAUCAUAGAGAAACUUAAGAAGGCUGAGGAACUUGGGGAAUUGGGGAGGGUGGACGAAGCACAAAAGUUGAUGGAGGAGGCAGAAGCUCUGAAAAAGCUUGGAGCACGUGAAGUACAUGCAGAUAAUUCAAAAACUCCAGCUGUUGAUGUCCGGAUUACCGAUCAGAAGUUACGAGUAUGUGAUAUUUGUGGUGCUUUCUUGAGCAUUUAUGACAGUGAUCGACGGUUGGCCGAUCAUUUCGGUGGGAAGCUGCAUUUGGGAUAUAUGCAAAUUCGACAGAAAUUAGAUGAUCUUCAGGAGGAAAGAAAUAAAGCCCGCAAACUUCUAGAUGAUGAAAGAUUGUGGGAUAGAGCAUCUAGCAGGGAUCGAGAGAGAGAUCUUGUUAGAGAAAGGGAUAAGGGCCAUAACCGUCGGAGCAGAGAAAGGGACCAUGACCGUAGCCGUAGGAGCAGAGAAAGAGACUGUGACCAUAGGAGCAGAGAAAGGGACCAUGAUAGAAAACGGGAGCACUCUGGGGACUAUAGUAGUCGUAAGAGGUCUCGUUCACGCUCACGAGAACUAUCAAGAGACAGAAGUGAUCAUUAUAGGUGGCAUGAUAAGUAUGGCAGAUAUUGACAUUUUACAGAUCAAACAUUGAAGGUUUGUUUGUACUAUGAGUAUGAACAUCUUACAGAUCAAACUUAUUUUAUGAAAUGCCUAAUGUGUGCCAGGAGCAGCGAGUUGAUUUUUUGCCAUUACUAAAUAGGUUGUGCAUAAAAUAUCCAAUGCCUUUUAAAGGACAUUGCUAAAAGGUUGCAUGGCAUAGAAUUGAUGUAAUAUAAUUGCCUCCAACAUAUGACAUUCUUGGGCAUUUGUCACAUAUUCUAACUGAACCUAUUGAAUUUGGGUCGGUCCUGGCACAUGUGGUUCAAAUUUUAAUGUGAAUUGACUUUUGUCUCAGCCGUA